Molecule: messenger RNA, 3395 nt
Organism: Pseudocercospora fijiensis CIRAD86
Lineage: Eukaryota; Fungi; Ascomycota; Dothideomycetes; Mycosphaerellales; Mycosphaerellaceae
Exons: 1
Coding region: 44-3304 (1086 amino acids)
Cellular component (GO): cytosol
Molecular function (GO): FMN binding; oxidoreductase activity, acting on the aldehyde or oxo group of donors; sulfite reductase (NADPH) activity
Source: RefSeq, a predicted model, not a curated record
CGAUUCAGGCCUCUGCGGAAGUCACGAAGUCCAAAGUCACACCAUGGUGCACCUGCAGACGGGCGAGGCCGGAGGAUCUGCGGCAACACGGACGCCGACGCCGACACCACCGCAGGUCGAUGUCGACGUCGACGUCGAGAGCAAGCAGUCGACCGCGCUGCCAUUCGGACGACACGUUGCCCUCUCCGCGCUCUCUGGGCCAGCUUAUGUGACUGCGCAGACGUUGGUACAGCAAGUCGCAUACGCCCUCUCCGACAAGCUCUUCACCUACUCGCCCGCGUCCUUCGAUCUCGACAUCGCCGCCCGCGCCUGGGCCCGCCAGCAACAGAAAAAUGCACACCACGAGGUCACGGGCGUUCAAUGCCUCGACACGCGAUCCGGCGCGGGGAGCAUUGCUUUGGGAUACAUGUUCAGCCCAGACUUUGAUCUGAACAAGCGACAUGUGCCUCAGUCCAUCAUUGCCAGCGCUGCCAGUCUGCACCAUCUCCGACCUGCCCUCGACCAACUGAGCCUCUUGUACGAUGUCGCCAACCCUACGACACUUCACGUGGCUGCUGUGGAUUACGCUGCCAACACUGACGCGGGGCUGGUGACGGAUUAUGCCAGUGCGCUGACUCUGGCAGAAGAACUUGGUCUGGGCCUGCUGACAAGCAGAAGCGCAUACGAGAUCCAGCAUAUGUCGCUGCUGUCAACUCUGAUGGCAUCGAUCCUGCCGACCAUUCACACAUACGAUGGUAUCACGGUCGGGCGAGAGACAACGCGAGUCAUCGACGUUUUGAGCGUGGCCAGCCUGAAGCGGACAUACGACACCGUCCUCGGCUCUGUUAGGGAAGAUCUGAGCUCGAAGCGUUUCACGAAAGAAGGAAAGCUUGUGAAACUGCUGCAGGCCUUCAAUACUGAGCUCGGCACCGAAUACAAGGCAUUUGAGUAUCAUGGUCAUACCGCCGCAACCAACGUCCUUGUUGUCUUCGGCACUGUCGAGGGCAGCCUCGCCGCUCAAGUCGCAGAAGCGUUGGCUGAGCAGGACGUGAAGGUUGGUGUCGUCAAUGUGCGCAUCUAUCGUCCCUUCAUUGAGGAGGAGUUCAAUGCUGCCCUUCCUGCGACAACUCAGCAGGUCACUGUACUUGGCCAGGUCUCCGAUCAAGCCGCCGCCUUGGAUCCAAGCGUUGCAAGCAGCCUGUACUCCGACGUGCUGGCGGCCAUCAAUUUCCAGAGUGUUACUUCCGGUAAAGCACCCAGUGCGUUCGAUUUCAAAUACGCCCGAGAUACUGUCUGGACAGUUGCCAAGCUUGCCAACCUCCUCCAGCAAGUCGGCGCCAAGUCUGCAGAUCAGACCACUGUCCUUUCGCUCACUGGAAAAGAUGUGAAGCAGUAUACGUUCUGGGACGUUGAUGCGAGCAAGGCUGCAGGUGCCCCAGCUAUGCUCGGCCAAUUGCUUUCGGACGAUAGUGCUAUCAAUGUUGCUGUUCGCACUGGUCAUGACAAUCUUGUUCAAGGCGGUGCCAUGCGGACUGACAUUCGCACAUCCACCAAGAGCAUCGAAACCGCUUACAGUAUCAAGGAUGCCGAUGCCAUUGUCGUUGGCACUGAGAAGCUUCUCAAAGACUUCGCGGUCAUGGACAGCAUCAAGAGCGAAGGGCUCGUGCUGCUUAAGUCGGCAAGCUGGAAGGAUGAAGACAUCGAGAAGAAGCUCAGCACCCCGGUUCGCCAGGCUAUCGCUGCGAAGAAGCUCGCACUGUGGGUUCUUGAUCCCGCCGCCAGUCCAAAGGUUGAGGAGGACUCCAGUCUGGAGGCGCAUCUGCUCCAGCUUGCGUUUCUCAAGCUUACUAAUCCGGAGCUCUACGCAAGCGGUCUAAAGAAAUUGAAGGGCGAGGUCCUUGAUGCCCUUGUCGCAGACCUCGAGAAGGCACUGAAGCAGAUUGAAGUUCCAGAUACUUGGUUCACGGUCGAGCUGGAGGAGAACCAAGCUUUGCCAGUGGCUGACGAUCUCAACAUCAACAGCUUCGCUUCACACGACAGUGGUGAGGACGAACCACCUUCACUUCUCCGCGACUGGAAGACCGCCGCGAAGGGUCUCGCUUUUAAGGAAGCGUACGGUACUUCAACUGCUCUCAGGCCAGAUUUGAGCGUCAAGACUGCAAUCGCACAUGUCAAGGAGCAUAGGAGAUUGACACCAGAGAGUUACGAUCGUAACAUCUUCCACAUUGAAUUCGAUCUCGGCGAUACUGGACUCAAAUAUGAGAUUGGCGAGGCCUUGGGAAUACACGCCGAGAACAACAAGGACGAGAUCGAGCAAUUCAUCAAGUGGUACGGUCUUAAUCCCGAGGAGAUUGUUGAAGUUCCCUCGCGAGAAAAUCCUUCCAUCCUGGAGAAUCGUACCGUCUACCAAGCUCUACUGCAGAAUAUCGACAUCUUCGGUCGCCCACCCAAGCGUUUCUACGAGGCACUCAGCGAGUUCGCGAGCGACGACAAAGAGAAGACAGAGCUGCUUAUGCUUGGGACUGGUGGUAAUCAGGAAGCUACACUGGAGUUCAAACGUCGGGCCGAAGUUGACACCAUUACUUAUGCCGACAUCCUCUUGGAAUUCCAAUCUGCUCGCCCAAGCUUCCACGACAUCGCCCGCCUUGUCAGCCCGAUGAAGCGCAGAGAAUAUUCCAUCGCUUCGUCCCAAAAGGUCACACCGAAUAGCGUUAGUCUGCUCAUCGUCACCGUCAACUGGGUUGAUCCGAAGGGUCGUGACCGCUUCGGACAGGCCACUCGCUAUCUCAACAGUCUACCAGUCGGCGCCCCCGUCACGGUAUCUGUCAAACCAUCUGUUAUGAAGCUGCCACCCAAGACGACUCAGCCCAUCAUCAUGGCUGGUCUUGGUACGGGUCUGGCUCCUUUCCGUGCGUUCGUUCAGGAGCGCGCCUGGCAGCGCGAGCAGGGCAUGCCAAUUGGUGACGUGUUCUUGUAUAUGGGCUCUCGUCAUCAACGUGAGGAGUACCUAUACGGCGAAGAAUGGGAAGCUUAUCAGGAUGCUGGUAUCAUCACUCUGCUUGGUUGUGCCUUCUCUCGUGACCAGCCGCAGAAGAUCUACAUUCAAGAUCGUAUGCGCCAGACGUUGGGCGAUAUUCGACGGGCAUACCUGAGGGAAGAGGGUGCUUUCUACCUCUGCGGUCCCACAUGGCCUGUGCCAGAUGUCACCUCUGUCUUGGAGGAGGCUGUCGAAGUUGAGGCCCGUGCGGAGGGUAAGAAGAAGGAUGGGCACAAGGAGAUUGAGAGGCUGAAAGAGGAUCUGAGAUACGUCCUAGAAGUUUACUAAGCGUCUCGAAUCUGGUUGUUUACGUUCUUGCGAGCAUGAUGUGGCAUAGCAUAGGAUAGACUUCGUGGUACAAAAGCUCUUUACUGUUUCC